This is a messenger RNA of Etheostoma cragini (Arkansas darter), 1889 nucleotides long. RefSeq names its product ubiquitin specific peptidase 21 (gene usp21). Gene Ontology annotation, cellular component: cytoplasm. Bases 278 to 1492 code for a protein of 404 amino acids. Gene Ontology annotation, biological process: protein deubiquitination. The transcript has 12 exons. The record is from RefSeq and is a predicted model, not a curated record. NCBI's taxonomy places the organism in Eukaryota, Metazoa, Chordata, Actinopteri, Perciformes, Percidae. Gene Ontology annotation, molecular function: cysteine-type deubiquitinase activity.
GUAUAGACAACAAGAUCCACAAAUAAAAGAUUAGUGAUGAUUAUCCUCCCCCCUCCCCUCCUCAUCUCUGCCUCGACACCAGUGAGGGUAGGAGAGAGAGGUAGACUUUCAGUUCUAGACUACAGUCACACAGUGAAACAGUAGAUGUCCCCUUAUGCAUUUUUAACUGCUCAGCAGGUGAUGGGAACAGUUUGGUCGGGACAGUUUGUCCACAGAUAGAGUGACCAAGUGAUCAGGUGAAGUGGUCAAAAAUUCUGGGGUGUACCAGUAAAAUAGGAUGCCCGGAGCCAGUGGCGUCAACGUUGAGGGCUCUUGUAAGGCCCUGUGUCGAACCCUGGUCUCUCAGAACGGACUCCAGAGAGAAACAGCCGACAUCUCCCAGUCUGUCCUCUACACCUCUCUGAUGGGCCUGCUUCUGGUUGCCGACAACGAGAAAACGCAGCUCACCAUAGGAAGUGGAAGGGUUGGCCUUAGAAACAUAGGAAACACAUGUUUCCUAAACGCAGUAGUCCAAUGUUUGUCUCACACACGUGGCCUACGGGACUACAGCCUCCUCAAGGCCUACAGGGAUGAGAAGUUCUCCAAAGAGGAGGCUAAGCUCAUGGAGGCUUUUUCUCAGGUGCUGUCAGGCCUUUGGGACGUAAAUGAAGGGGACACAGUUGUAAAUCCACGACAGUUUUACAGUCUAUUUAAAGAAGCAGUGCCUUACUUCAGUGGAUACAGUCAACAGGAUGCGCAGGAGUUCCUUAGGUUCCUUUUGGACAAGCUGCACACAGAAAUCAACCGCAGACCCUACGUUCGGCGAACAGGGAAGGAGCCUGUACAAAACUUUGCCAGAUUUCGGAUUUCAGAAGAGGCAGCUGCCAUGUGGAAGAAGCACUUAGAGAGAGAUGACAGCAGAAUAGUAGACCUGUUCUCGGGCCAGCUGAGGAGUUCGCUGCAUUGCUCAGUGUGCUCUCACUACUCCAACACCUUCGAUGUGUUCUGCGAUCUGUCGCUGCCCAUCCCCAAGAGAAGCUCCGCUGGGCAGGUCACGCUGAGGGAGUGCCUGGAGCUCUUCUCUCAGGAGGAGAAACUGGAAAAAGACAAUUCACCAAUGUGCGAGAGGUGUAACAGGCAUACAGAGUGCACAAAGCGACUUUCCAUCCAGAGGUUUCCCCAGGUCAUUGUGAUCCAUCUGAACCGCUUUACCACGUCACGGUGGUCUAUCAGUAAAAGCACAGUGUACGUGUCCUUCCCGAUCACUAACCUGGACCUUGGAUGCUACGGGCCUGUCGACUGUGGCCCAGUUCUGUAUGAUUUAUACGCAAUAUGUAACCACGCCGGGACGGUUAACAUGGGCCACUACACAGCCUGCUGUUCAGAUGAAAAUGGGUGGUGCUUCUACAAUGACACCAGUGUGACUCCAGUCUCAGAGAACCAGCUUCAGACCAACCAAGCCUAUGUGCUGUUCUACCAGCGCAACAACAGCGCCACCGCCGUCAGGAAAUAGACCCGAGACUGGCUGAGCCAAGCAGCCAAUCAGAGCAACUUUACCUCCAGUGUCCAUAGAAACAAAUAGAAGCAGCAGUGCUGUAAAUCUGAGAUACGUGAACAGCUCCGUCUCAAUAAAGCAUGCCCUCGAAUAAACUUUGAGAAGGAGGAGAGCAAGGCCAUGCUCACUUUAAGAAGGGCUUGUGAGGUGACCUCGCCUUCUGAAACAAGGAGAUGCUUCUGAAGAGUCUCACUGAGAGAGCUGAGGCAGCUGAGGUGGACUGCAGCCCUCUGAGCCCCACUUCUCAGGCAGGAGGGAGCAGUGUACUUGCACAUGACGCAGAGUUCUUAAUGUUAGAUCCUUGUGAUUCAUGCUUGCGAUGCAACAUAAAUCCAAAUAAACAAUGGGGAAACUC